CUCCCCCCUCCCUAAACAGAUGCCCCCCAUCUGUCGGGGGGGAUGUGAGGGGCGCCGUGGUCUUCUUCUGCGUCACAGGCCAUGAGGCUCAAAGUUCCCAAGACAGCAGGCGUGGGCGCCUGGCCUCCGACGCCCACGAUCCCGCCCCUGAAGGCUGCUGCAGCUGCUGUAGGGGGCGACCACCCCCACGUUGUCGUCCCUGCCACCACCAGCAGCAGCAGCAGCAGCAGCAGCAGCGCAGAGGAGAUGAUGGAACCCGGGGUGGUGCAGCUGAUGGACGCCGACGACGAGAGGUUGGAGUGGUGGGAAGAGUGGGCCAAUAUUUCCGACCACAACGGCACUCUGGUGGCCUCCUCCUCCUCCUCCUCCGGCGGGGGGCACGGCGGCGGGGGCAACUGGACCGUUGUCGAUGGAUUGGCCGAAAGCGACGCUAACGCUUCCAUCCAGUUCCUGCUGUCGACCAUGACAGCCAUCAUCCUUGGGGUGAUGAUCCUCGCGACCAUAGUCGGUAAGAUGAACAGCAGUUAUUCAUCACACGCCAAAAUACGAUUUAUAUAUUUCGCUAAUCUUCUGGUAAGUCCUACGCUAUAUUCAGUUCCAUCAUCUUCGUUAUUAUACAAAUGUUAUCAAAUGUAUUAUACGCGGCACGCACUGUAAAGUUAUUGGAUAAUACUGUAACUUUUCCUAUUUAAAUCACUUUAUAAUGUCUGACUGAGAAUUGAACUUUUUUUAUCUUUCUUUUAUUUAAUAACUUGAUAUGAGACACGCGCAUUUAUAGGGAGUUAAUUGUGAUAUUUUAUCUUUAUUUUUACAUUUUCGAGCAGCAUGCAUACACUAAUACACACGCACACACACAC
Macrobrachium nipponense is the source of this 857-nucleotide messenger RNA. Its product is annotated as 5-hydroxytryptamine receptor 2A-like. The coding region runs from base 82 to 657 and encodes 191 amino acids. The transcript is spliced from 2 exons. NCBI's taxonomy places the organism in Eukaryota, Metazoa, Arthropoda, Malacostraca, Decapoda, Palaemonidae. The record is from RefSeq and is a predicted model, not a curated record.